Paramuricea clavata is the source of this 792-nucleotide messenger RNA. Lineage: Eukaryota; Metazoa; Cnidaria; Anthozoa; Malacalcyonacea; Plexauridae. The record is from the annotation of a GenBank genome assembly.
AUGGACGAGUCCAAACACGUCGGGAGAGAAACAGAUACUAAUACGGAGAAUUGGCCAUCAGCAGCGCCAGCGGCGGCGCCCCGAACAAGACCGACGGCUGGGUUGCCGCCGGACGAGUCCAAGACGCCCACGCGCCGAGCGCGACCUCGGCCAGGAUCCGUAAGAAUACAAAAACCGGCGAGAAUGGACGAGUCCAAACACGUCGGGAGAGAAACAGACACUAAUACGGAGCGACGGCCGUCGGCAGCGUCGGCGGCGGAAUCCCGGACAAGACCGGCGGCCGGGUCGCCGCCGGUCGGGCCCAGGACAUCCGCGUACCAAUCGCGACCGAGGCCGGGAUCCGCAAGAAUCAGAUUGACGGCGGAAACGGCCGAAACCGAAACCGUCGCGUUGCCGGCGGAAACGGCCGAAACCGCAACCGUCGGGUCGCCGGCGGAAACGGGCGAAACCGCAACCGUCGGGAGAGAAUCGGUAACCACAUGCGUGGAACCAAAAGACGACGAAAUGGACGGCGAAGUGGCUGCCACGGAGAGUUUUAUGUCCCCGGAGCCAGCCCGCCGGCCAAACGCGCAAAAGACGGUAGCGGAACGCACGGAACCGCUACCGGAGGUCGCGGACGGCGACGAGAUUGCCACGGGGGGGUUUAUUUCCCCGGAACCCGUCGACGGAGCGCGCGACGAAACCGGCGAAACAGCACGCGGACUGACGCCGGAAAGGACGAAAAAGGGGGCUGACCUGAUCGAUCCAGAUGGAGGCAGGGGAGGUUCCCGGCCCCGGGAGCCUCCCCGGUGA